Messenger RNA from Antrostomus carolinensis (chuck-will's-widow), 1179 nucleotides. It is a transcript of the gene CHST4, whose product is annotated as carbohydrate sulfotransferase 4. Gene Ontology annotation, molecular function: N-acetylglucosamine 6-O-sulfotransferase activity. Bases 1 to 1179 code for a protein of 392 amino acids. Gene Ontology annotation, biological process: sulfur compound metabolic process; carbohydrate metabolic process; N-acetylglucosamine metabolic process. Lineage: Eukaryota; Metazoa; Chordata; Aves; Caprimulgiformes; Caprimulgidae. The transcript has a single exon. Gene Ontology annotation, cellular component: Golgi membrane. The record is from RefSeq and is a predicted model, not a curated record.
AUGCUGAACUUCAUCUGUCUCUGCAGGUCCCUUGCAACUGUGAUGAAGUCUAGAAGGGUGCAGGCGCUCCUGGUCCUGGCAGUUCUGUCCUUCCUUCUGAUCCACUUCUACUUCCUACCCUGUAGCAACAAUGUCCCCAUGGAAGAAAAACCUUCUCCAGUCCACAUCCUCAUUCUCUCCUCCUGGCGGUCAGGAUCUUCCUUCACUGGACAGAUCUUCAGCCAGCACCCCAGUGUCUUCUACCUGAUGGAGCCUGCAUGGCAUGUGUGGGUUAAGAUGUACCAGAACAGUGCCGAAGUCUUGCACAUGGCAGUGCGGGACCUAGUAAGAUCAGUCUUUCUGUGUGACAUGUCUGUGUUUGAUGCUUACAUGUCUAGCCAGAAGAGAAAGUCUGAUUUAUUUAAGUGGGAGACAAGCCGAGCCUUGUGCUCCCCCCCUGCCUGUGACUUAUUCAGUCGAAGUGACAUAAUCACUGCAGGCAAUUGCAGAACAAUCUGUGGCAAGUACCCAUUCAGCAAGGUGGAGGAAGCUUGUAAAACCUACAGCCAUGUUGCCAUCAAGGAAGUUCGUUUUUUUGACCUGAAAGUUCUCUACCCCCUUCUCACUGAUCCAUCCCUGAACCUCAAAAUCAUUCACUUGGUACGUGAUCCUCGGGCUGUGUUCAGGUCCCGAGAGAAUGCAAUGGCAGACCUGAAACGUGACAGUAACAUUGUUGUGGGGUCCCAGGGGACAAAGGGAGAAAUGGGGCCUUACAACACAAUGCAAGUAAUCUGCAAAAGCCACGUUGAGAUUUACAAGGCAGGCAGCCAAGCCAUUCCCAGCUUCCUGAAAGACCGUUACCUGCUGAUUCGCUAUGAAGACAUUGUCAGAGACCCACUAGCAAGGGCUGCGCAGAUGUACAGGUUUGCAGAACUGCAUUUCACACCAGAACUUCAGAAGUGGGUGCACAACAUCACCCAUGGGAAGGGGCAAGGAGCACAGGCCUUUGAUAUUGGGUCCAGAGAUGCACUGAGAGUAUCCCAGGCAUGGAGGAAGACCCUUCCCUACCAGAAAAUAGAAAAAGUACAAAAUGUGUGCAAGGAUGCGAUGGAUUUGCUGGGCUACCGGCUCGUUCAAUCUGAAGAUGAGCAAAAAAAUAUGUCACUGGAUCUUUUGUUUGCCCAGAACUCCUCUGAGUAA